AUGGCGAGGGACACCGCGCAAACUCCGAUCAUCCCUCGUCCCCGGCUGCUUCAGGGCGCCGCCAGUUAUCCCUCCGAUCUCACCGCCCCCUCGCUGUCUGCGCCCUUCAAGCUCGACGAGGGUUAUUCCGAUGAAACGAGAAGCCAGCCCGACAAGGAGUUUUUGAAUUCGCCCCCCGAUGAUGUGAUGCCGCUCCCCGACUGGGUUAAUGCUUAUAGUGAGGCCGAGCGAGCCGAGCUCGCCUACAAGCUUCUACGCACCUUGCGUGCUUCCACUGUCGCCUCGGUGGUUGAAAAGCUAGCGCCUCUAUUGCACAUGGAUCCCGUGCUGAAGUUACCUCCGGAGAUCACCGCCGAGAUCUUUUCCUACCUCGACCCUCAAACGUUGGUAACGGCUUCCUUGGCAUCUCGCUCCUGGCGUAGUCGCAUUUUUGACACCCGCCUUUGGAGAGACUUAUAUAUCAGCGAAGGCUGGCGGGUCGACAUUGACGCCGUGCAUACGUACGAACAGGAACACUCGGGAUUGGAAUCCCCCCAGCUCCGAAAAUCUCGGUUGAGGCAUAUAGACCCGGAUCUCGGUGAACCGAAACAGAAGAAGCGCGUACCCCCCAGCUGGCUAGACUCUCGCGCAGCAGGAUCACUGGAUAACAAUGAGGCCGUGCAAGGAAAUGGGCUGCAGCCCUCCGCAGCGGCGGAUAUUGAAGGCGAUCAUCCCAUGAGUGAUGCGUCAAACGAUCGAGGACCGGCGAUCGCACCUGGGCAACAAUCAUCUAGCGCCCGCCAUGAGUCGUCAGGAACUGCCCAAUCGAAGUCACAUUUGCAGCAAAUUUCUACGAACUCUAGCCCCCCCAAAUCGCCACUAUUAAUUCGAAUGCCCAAUGGCGCUGCAAAGAUGAAUUGGCCGCAUCUGUAUCGGGUACGGAGGCGGCUGGAAGAGAACUGGGCCAAGGGCCGUUUCACGAACUUUCAACUGCCCCAUCCGAAUCACAUGGAAGAAUCUCACCAAGAGUGUGUAUAUGCGAUCCAGUUUACCGAGAAAUGGUUGGUCAGUGGUAGUCGGGAUAAGACUGUUCGAGUAUGGGACCUGGACACGAAGCGACUAUGGCAUCCGCCUCUCCAAGGCCACUCAAAGUCGGUUCUCUGUCUUCAGUUCGACCCCCGCCCAUCUGAAGAUAUCAUUGUGUCGGGAAGCAGCGACAAGAAUGUGAUAAUUUGGCGCUUUUCCACUGGAGAGAAGCUUCACGAAAUUGCGCCAGCUCAUGAUGACUCUGUCCUGAAUCUCCGAUUCGACGAACGCUAUAUAGUAACUUGCUCCAAGGACAAGCUUAUCAAGGUCUGGAACAGGCGUCAUCUCACUCCAACUUUAGCCCCAUACUCAUUGCUAAUGAUCCUUGACGGACAUACAGCCGCAGUGAAUGCUAUUCAGCUCAACGAGGAUGAGAUCGUGUCCGCCUCGGGCGAUCGCUUGAUCAAGGUCUGGAAUCUGCGCAACGGCGCUUGUAGAAAGACAAUGAUAGGCCACGAAAAAGGCAUUGCGUGCGUGCAGUUCGACAGCAAACGUAUAAUCAGCGGAAGCAACGAUGAUACAGUUCGCAUUUUCGACCACGCCUCCGGUGCCGAAGUGGCCUGCCUGCACGGACAUGCCAACCUCGUUCGGACAGUUCAAGCUGGUUUCGGAGACCCACCGGGAGCCGAGGAGGCCUUACGACUGGAAGCUCUGGCUGUCGACAACGAGUUCCGUGACGCCCAGCGCACCAACGCAAACGUUGACCUUGGCCCUAGUGCCCUUCGGCGCGCAGGAUAUCAGCAGAACACCAACGGGUCUCGGAACCCCAGAGACAUCAAAGCACUGGGCGCCAAAAUCCCUCCAGGGGGAGGCGGAAGCCAAUGGGGACGAAUCGUCUCCGGCUCAUACGACGAGACCAUCAUCAUCUGGAAAAAGGAUAAUGAAGGCCGCUGGGUUGUAGGCCAGAGACUCCGACAGGCAGACGCCGCUGCGAAUGCCUCAUACAGCCACUUAGAUUCCGCUGCACGCCAGACAAUCGCACGAGCCAACGCCUUUGCUCAAGCGCACCAGGCGCAACAAGCCCAAGCUACCAUGGCAGCCGCCGCGAUAUCAGCAGGCGGUGGAGCACCACAGCAAGGCCAGAACCAGCAGCAUCAAACACAACCACCACGAUUGCCUACAACCAACUCCAACACCCACGACCCCUCAUCACAUAAUGCACCCUGGCCCGCGCACCUAGCCUUGAACCCGGCCCUCCUCAUCUCCAACAACCUUCCCCCCACCGUCCAGCAAAGCACAUCUCAAGCUCAAGCUCAAGCUCCAGCUCCCCCGCCCAUCAUGCAUGCCGGCGCUCCAAUGAGACCACCACCACUACCACCGCAUGCUCAGCAACAGCAACACCCCCGAGUGAGAGCCUUCCCUGCCGCCCCCCACCAACCACCUACCUCGAGGAUCUUCAAGCUCCAAUUCGACGCGCAUAAGAUAAUUUGCGCAAGCCAGGACCCGAGAAUAGUAGGGUGGGAUUUUACUGCUGAUGAUGAGGAACUCAAAGAGGCGUGUCAGUUCUUUACGGGGCUGUGA
Molecule: messenger RNA, 2586 nt
Organism: Aspergillus niger
Lineage: Eukaryota; Fungi; Ascomycota; Eurotiomycetes; Eurotiales; Aspergillaceae
Exons: 3
Coding region: 1-2586 (861 amino acids)
Molecular function (GO): protein binding
Source: RefSeq, a predicted model, not a curated record